Messenger RNA from Geodia barretti, 1208 nucleotides. The record is from the annotation of a GenBank genome assembly. Lineage: Eukaryota; Metazoa; Porifera; Demospongiae; Tetractinellida; Geodiidae.
UUCACAUAGCUACAUGAUCAUUUGUAUGUCAAAUAUGUGUAGCAAAGAAUUUCAGUGAUAGUGGUGAUGUAAUUACCAGAACCUAGGCAACUAUCAUAAUGUCCACAACAAUAUGUAUCCAGUAACAAACAGUAGUAACUGUCAUACUCUUUCCCCUAUAUAUAGUAGUGGGGCUGGCCGAGACAUCCUACACUAUAGGAGAGUCAGAUGAAGUGGUUGAGGUGUGCAUCAAUGCAGUUGGUACCACUUCUUUGUGUCCCAGCACCGAAUCUUUCCAUGUCACUCUCUCCACUAGCGAUCAAACUGCAGAGAGUCCAGCAGACUAUGUGGCAGUGGACCAAGUGCUGACGUUUGCUGCCUGUGAAAGCCAGCGUUGUGUGAAUGUGAGUCUGGCCAAUGACCUGGUCAGUGAACCGGAGGAGACCUUCUCUCUCAGUCUCACACGGUCCACCAGAUCUCAUGUCUCCUUCACCUCCGCCACUGGAGUGGUGGUUAUUACUGAUGAUGAUGAGAGGCCAGCGGAGGUCAGUUUCCUCCCAGUGAAUGCCACAGGAGUGAGGAUCUCCUGGAGUGGCAGUGUCCACCUCCCCACCUCCAUCCACUACACCGUCUCCCUCUCCACCAAUGGCGUCAUCAUUAGCCAAUACGACAGGGUAUACCCACCAGGAACCGCCUCCGAUGUCGUGGUCUUGGACGAUGACAUUACCCUUACCAAUGCAUAUUAUGUGCAUAACUUCACUUUGUAUUACAUCAUAGGAAAUGAUGUCACGCUUGUCCAAGGACCUCCAACCAAUGUACCCUUUGCUUUUGAUAAAACGUCUUUUCAAAUUCAGUUUGGACCUUUUCAAUACUGUCUGGACUGGGGAUUGAAGAAAAUUGCUCGUAUUGAGAAAGAGCUCCAGGCUUACUUGAUUCAGAUAAUUCGUGAAGCUUGCAGUGACUGCUACAAAUUAACCCCGUCAUUCCUGAGACCAGGACUGUUUCUAUGCCACAGUAACCCCACCAAAACCACCUACCGCUCCACCCUCGUUAACCCUUUCCCCGCCACAAACUCCACCCACCUGACGGUCUGCUGGUGAGGGUGAGUCCGGCCUGCCCCACUUCUAUCUCCAGUCUCGAUGAAGAAGAGUGUGAGACUGGUACCUGAGGAACCUUGGAGAGGAAGUCUGCAGGCUCGGUGGCUGCUGAGUUGUGGACACAUACUAAUA